Mycosarcoma maydis (corn smut) is the source of this 555-nucleotide messenger RNA. RefSeq lists its product as uncharacterized. Lineage: Eukaryota; Fungi; Basidiomycota; Ustilaginomycetes; Ustilaginales. The record is from RefSeq and is a predicted model, not a curated record. The coding region runs from base 1 to 555 and encodes 184 amino acids. The transcript has 2 exons.
AUGAUUGGCUCACACAUUCAUAGCAGCGUGAAGAAAGCGAUCAUGCUAUUGGUGCUUGUCAUGAUGGCUCUCUGCCACCAUUGUGCUGCUCAGACGCAAAACCCGGAAUUUUUGCCCACUGCUGGAACGGUUUCUGCGCCUGCUGCCAAUGCCAUCUUGAGAGCAGACGGUUCCAAUAUCCACAUUUUCUACAAUGGUGUCGCUGCGGAAGGAUUCGAAAGCACACGAUUGGAGCUUUACCUGCUUACCACAACCAACGGUCUCUCUGCGCCUGGCGUGGGUAAUAUCUCGUCUGGCUAUCAGCGUUUUGGUGGUCUGCCUGCUUUGGCCAAUUUGCCACCCAACGAUUUCCAGAACGGCACUUCUGAAUCACUUCGUAAUGAUCGUCGCUUCAACGCGUACAACUACACCUUGCCUCUACCCAACAACUCUGCAGCAGGAAAGGUGGCUGCUAACCUCACUUUCCUCGAGUUCUACCGUUCGCCCGACGACCAGGGCCUCGUUUGGGUCUCACUCAACUACCAUCCAGUACUCAUUGAUGCCAGUGGCUAUUGA